Molecule: messenger RNA, 1626 nt
Organism: Gossypium raimondii (Peruvian cotton)
Lineage: Eukaryota; Viridiplantae; Streptophyta; Magnoliopsida; Malvales; Malvaceae
Exons: 4
Coding region: 1-1626 (541 amino acids)
Molecular function (GO): RNA-DNA hybrid ribonuclease activity; nucleic acid binding
Source: RefSeq, a predicted model, not a curated record
AUGGAAUCUACUGCUUUAAAUGGGAGAAAGGCUAGAUUGCAAAUUCUGCUCUCUGAAUUUGACAUAGUAUAUGUAAGUCAGAAGGCUAUAAAAGGAAGUGCAAUAGCUGAUUUUCUAGCCAGCAGAGCCUUGGAAGACUAUGAGCCUUUGAACUUCGAUUUUCCAAAUGAGGACUUAAUGUAUGUGGCAAACACUGAAGAAAACCCUCAAAUAGACCACAUCUGGAAGUUAAAUUUCGAUGGAGCUUCAAAUGCUAUAGAAUAUGAAGCAUGUAUUAUGGGUAUUCGUGAGGCCAUUGAACGUAAAAUCAAAGUGCUAAAAGUGUAUGGAGAUUUCGCAUUGGUGAUAUACCAACUCAAAGGAGAAUGGGAAACCAGAGACCCUAAGUUGAUCAAUUAUAAAGAACUGGUUCUUGAAUUGGUUGACAAAUUUGAUGACAUCACUUUCUGUUAUCUCCCACGAGAUGAAAACCAGAUGGCUGACACACUGGCUACUCUAGCCUUGAUGAUUAAGGUGAACAAGUUAGAAAUCAUGAAGCCUAUUCAGAUGAGCAUAUAUGAAGUUUUGGCUCAUUGCUACAGUAUUAAAGAGGAGGGAAAAGAUGAUCACCCUUGGUAUCAGAGUAUACUACAAUAUGUGAAGAAUCGAAAAUACCCUGAUCAAGUGACAGAAAAUGACAAGAGAACACUAAGAAGAAUAGCAAUUGCGCAUGUCUUAGAUGGGGAAGUGUUGUACAAAAGAGAGAAAGAUCAAGUGCUGUUAAGAUGUGUAGAUGUCAUAGAGGCUAGAAAGAUCCUGGAAGAAGUCCAUGAGGGCAUUUGCGGAACCCAUGCAAAUGGUUUUACAAUGGCCAGACAGAUCAUGAGAUUUGGAUACUAUUGGUCUACUAUGGAAGGGGAUUACAUUAGCCAUGCCAAGAAGUGUCAUAAAUGUCAAAUUUAUGGAGAUAAGAUACAUGUACCUCCCUCACCUCUGCACGUUAUGAUUGCUUCGUGGCCGUUCUCCAUGUGGGGCAUGGAUGUUAUUGGGCUAAUAUCACCGAAGACUUCGAAUGGGCAUCGUUUCAUCUUUGUGUUCAAGAUCAGUCACCAUAACUCGUCGCCAUAUCGCCCAAAAAUGAAUGGUGCAGUAGAGGUGGCCAAUAAGAACAUGAAGAGAAUUGUGGGGAAAAUGACUGAAACCUACAAGGAUUGGCAUGAAAAGCUAUCAUUUGCUCUUUUAGCUUACCGAACAUCUGUUAAGACCUCUAUUAGGGCAACACCUUUUUCUCUAGUUUAUGGGAUAGAAGUCGUUUUACCUAUUGAAGUGGAGAUUCCUUCUCUUCGGGUAUUAGCUGAAUUGAAAUUGGAUGAAGCAGAAUGGGUUCAGUCUCGAUACGACCAGUUGAACUUAAUCGAAGAUAAAAGGUUAAAAGCCAUCCAACAUGGUCAUUUGUAUCAAAAACGGAUGAUACGAGCCUAUAACUACAAGGUUCAUCCCAGAGAAUUCCACGAAGGCGAUCUGGUACGGAGGAGUUUAGCUGGUGGUACGGAGACCAAUGUGGCGUGGAGGCACUGCAUGCGUGGGGAAUGGCUUGGCAUGCGCGGACGGUGGCCUCGGUGGCUGCGGCGUUGGCGAAAACCCUAG